Molecule: messenger RNA, 689 nt
Organism: Lethenteron reissneri (Far Eastern brook lamprey)
Lineage: Eukaryota; Metazoa; Chordata; Hyperoartia; Petromyzontiformes; Petromyzontidae
Product: ras-related protein Rab-18-like
Molecular function (GO): GTP binding; GTPase activity
Source: RefSeq, a predicted model, not a curated record
UUGAGCGCGAGUUCGAUAACAUCGGGCGAGUUGAGGCUGAGCGCCGGUGAGAGACUUGCGCUAUGGAGGAGGACAUUCUCACCACGCUCAAGAUUCUCAUCAUCGGAGAGAGCGGCGUUGGCAAGUCCAGCCUGCUCUUGAGGUUUACGGAUGACACGUUUGACCCCGAGCUGGCUGCGACGAUCGGUGUUGAUUUUAAAGUGAAGACAAUCGCUGUGGAUGGAAACAAAGCAAAGCUCGCUAUUUGGGACACGGCUGGCCAAGAGCGCUUUCGCACCCUGACGCCGAGCUACUACAGAGGAGCGCAGGGGGUGAUUCUCGUGUACGAUGUGACCAAGCGAGACACCUUCUUGAAGCUGGAGAACUGGCUGAGCGAGCUUGAGACGUACACCACACGCAGCGACAUCGUCAAGAUGCUGGUGGGAAACAAAAUUGACAAGGAUGGGAGAGUUCUGGAUCGGACAGAAGGUUUGAAGUUUGCCAGGAAACAUUCCAUGCUGUUCAUCGAGGCGAGCGCUAAGACGCGAGACGGAGUGCAGUGCGCCUUCGAAGAGCUGGUGGAAAAGAUCAUCCAGACGCCCGGCCUGUGGGAGAGCAAGGGUCAGGGCCAAAGCCGCUCCGGCGUGCAGCGGAGAGACGAGGCGACGCCGGGCGCCGGGAGCUGUGGGGGCUACUGCUCCCUCGCCUGA